AUGCCAGCCGAUAAGAAGAUAGUCAAGAAGGGCGCCCACCCGUACCGCAAACCCCGCGACCCCGCUGCCCAGUCAGACAGACCGAAUAACGGCCACAAGGUGCUUCCCACCGAAGCUCGAGAUGCUGCUGGUUUGCCAGGUAUGAGCAAGCUGAAGGGAAGCAUCAGGCAGACAAAGAGGCUCCUGGCCAAGGACAACUUGGACCCGGGACUAAGAGUGAACACUCAGCGACGACUGGCGUCCCUCGAAGCCGACUUGGCUGCUGCCGAGCGAAGAGAACUGGAAAAGAAGAAUGGCGCCAAGUACCACAAGGUCAAGUUCUUUGAACGCCAAAAGCUCCUUCGCCUGAUCAAACGCUUUGAAAAGAAGCUUUCAGGCGGAGAAGACGAAAAGCAGCUCAAGGAGAAGAAGAGAAAGAGGCUGGAAGAAGAGCUGCUGGAUAGCAGGAUCAUGCUGAACUAUAUCCUGCACUACCCGAAUACGCAAAAGUACAUUGCCAUAUUCCCGUCCGCCCAACCUCCCGAAUCUGAUGACGAGUCUGAGCCCAAACUCACCCUCCCUCCCCUCCUGCAUCCCGUUCCCUCCCCAUCAGACAUCGAGUCUCUCGACAAACCAGCCAGACGGCGAUACGACCUCCUGCUCGAGACCGCCAAGUUGAUGGAGGAAGGCAAACUCAAGAGUGAGCCAGAGAAGGAUCUGAAGAAGGGUCAACAGGAUGGUGUCGUUGUGGGUCUUGGAGCAGGCGUCGAGAUUGGGGUUGGCAAGGGCGAGGUGGCGGCAAAGGAAGUAGAGGAAGACGAUUUCUUCGAGUCUGGAGACGACGAGUGA
Messenger RNA from Cryptococcus amylolentus CBS 6039, 828 nucleotides. Its product is annotated as rRNA-processing protein EFG1. Gene Ontology annotation, cellular component: nucleolus; preribosome, small subunit precursor. NCBI's taxonomy places the organism in Eukaryota, Fungi, Basidiomycota, Tremellomycetes, Tremellales, Cryptococcaceae. The transcript has 4 exons. The record is from RefSeq and is a predicted model, not a curated record. Gene Ontology annotation, biological process: maturation of SSU-rRNA from tricistronic rRNA transcript (SSU-rRNA, 5.8S rRNA, LSU-rRNA). The coding region runs from base 1 to 828 and encodes 275 amino acids.